Molecule: messenger RNA, 3015 nt
Organism: Lycium ferocissimum
Lineage: Eukaryota; Viridiplantae; Streptophyta; Magnoliopsida; Solanales; Solanaceae
Product: rop guanine nucleotide exchange factor 14-like
Exons: 7
Coding region: 1207-2643 (478 amino acids)
Molecular function (GO): guanyl-nucleotide exchange factor activity
Source: RefSeq, a predicted model, not a curated record
CAUGCUGAUUAUCCCUCUCUAUAAUUGAGGGAAAUGUAAGAUUUUCAAUACAACAUAGAGGAGUAUUCUUUUCCACAAGUCAAUGCUAACAUAUAGAUUGAGAAUUUCAACAUAUAAUUGAGCUCACCACCUCAUUUGUCGAGAUGUUUAGUGUAACUUUCUUGACUUUUGUGAACCAGAUGAGUCUAGAAUGUCACAUGUUAGUUAUACUACAACAACUAUUACUAUGUUUCAAUGCCAAACAAGCUGGGAUUAACAUUCAGCUAUAUAAAUUUCUUACUGUUCAUGUCACUCCAUUUAAACCAUCUUUUACGUAUAAUAUUGAAAAAUAUCAGCAUGUUAGUUAUAUGCGGUUGCUUAUUAAAGUCAAGAAAAUGGGCUGCAUCAAUGUGUUGGUUAUAUGUGGAUGCUUUAUUAUUAAAGUUAAGAAAUUUAAACCAAUGGGCAUCAAUUUCUUGAAAUUGCAAGAGGAAAAAUUAUAUUUUUCCUGGUUGAUAAUUAAAGAAUCUUUUGUGGGACCCUUAAUUGGUAGGUAGUGUACAUAUUUUAAACUUAUAUGUGUAACAUGUGAGGAGCUACACUUUCAACUUUUCUUGUCUACUUUCUACAAACUUUGUAAAGAAUCUUCCAUUGUGAAAUAGAUAGAUGGCAGUAAUUUGUCAGACCUUUGGGAGUUUUCUUGGUUUUUAUGUAUUGUCUGAUUUGUAAAAUUGUGGACCUAAUUCUCAUGUCAUGAAACACUCAAGCAACUAUGGGGACAAACUACAGACCAGUCACAGUCUACAGGAAUUUCUAUUCGUUUGGGAAUUCUCUUUCUGGUUUGGUCUUUUGUUUCUAUUCUAAAGCAUAAACACCUGUCAAAACUUUGCUUUUCUAUAAAGGGAAAAAAGAUUUUUUUUGAGACACUAUGACUUAAUGAGAUGUUUCGUUCAUAUCCAUACGAUUGAGUCCUUGGGUUCCCGAAACAGUGUAAAAAGAAGUGCUUCAAUCAUUGCUAUUUGACUCGGGAUCUGUCAUAGGUGCACGCUACGAGUUAAAAUCCCGUCGGGAACCAAGUCUAGUAUUUAAGCGAAGAAGGGUAGAGGGACAGCCCCACUUUCACUGAGUUUCAAAGCUGAAGAUAGCGGAUUUCUCGAUUAUCCAAAAAGAUAUUUUGAUUUUUUCAUUUACUGCCAGUAGGGAUUCAACUUUGUGAAAGUAUUCUUCAUGGAUAAGUCAAUUAAAUGGUGUAUGUGUUUUCAUCAACAUUGUGUCAAUUCUUCCAGAUUCGUUGAAAUUAACACCUCAGGAAUUACAACAUAUGAUGGCCUCGAGAGCUGCAUACUAAACAGUCAGUCUUAUGACAUUGAAAGUGGCACUAGUAGAGGUGUUACAGAUUCCUUAUAUGAUGACGACUCAAGCAGCUCUUCCAGCAACAAUGCUUUUGGAUCUUAUGAUGGAAAUUUCCCCUCAAGUCCUCAACAUUUUUAUGUGAAGGAAAAACCUGCUUAUACAACACAACUUUCAGAAGUGGAAACAAUGAAAGAAAUAUUUGCAAAGUUGUUGCUCGGGGAGGAUGUGACCGGAGGAAGCAAGGGGAUUUCCAGUGCAUUGGCAUUGUCCAAUGCCAUUACAAAUCUUGCAGCAUCUGUAUUUGGAGAGCUGUGGAAAUUGGAGCCACUUGCAGAGGAAAGAAAGAGGAAAUGGAGAAGGGAAAUGGAUUGGUUGCUCUCACCUACUAAUCAUAUGAUUGAGCUGGUUCCUGCAAGACAACGUGGCUCAAAUGGCCAGAGAUUGGAGAUAAUGACACCAAAAGCUCGUGCAGACAUCCAUAUGAAUCUUCCAGCACUUCGGAAAUUGGAUUCCAUGCUUCUUGAAAUACUGGAUUCAAUGGUUAAUGCUGAGUUUUCAUACAUGGAAGCGAGUAGCCGAGCAGAAGGGAAAAGCACGAGGUGGUGUCUUCCUUCACCCAAGGUACCCAUAGCCGGGCUCUCUGACGCCGAAAGAAAGAAAUUGUUGAAUCAGGGAAAAUUGGUGAAUCAAAUAUUCAAGGCAGCAAGAGCUAUCAAUGAAAAUGUCUUGGCUGAAAUGCCUGUUCCAACAGUUAUCAAGGAUGCACUUCCAAAGUCUGGAAGGACAAGCCUCAGGGAGGACCUUUAUAGGAUCCUGACUGAAGAAUCUGCCUCUGCUGAAGAAAUGUUCAAUUCCUUAAACUUGAGAUCCGAAAACAGCGUUCUUGAAGUUGUUAACAGGUUAGAGGAAGCCAUUAUUGUAUGGAAAGAAAGCAUAACUGAUCAAGCUAGUGGAAAAUCUCCAGUUCAAAGAUCUUGGUCUUUCGUAAAAGAUCCAGUAUUUGAGCUAGACAAACUGGAGGUCUUAUUGAGUCAAGCGGAAGUUCUUCUGCAGCAUCUCAAACUUAAGUAUCCAAACCUUCCUCAGACGUUCCUCAACGUCACAAAAAUUCAGUAUGGCACGGACAUUGGGCAUUUAAUUCUGGAAGCAUACUCGCGGGUUCUGUUAAACUUAGCAUACAACAUUCUGACAAGGAUCGGAGAAAUUUUGCAAGUAGAUUUCUCAAGCAACCCCAACUCACCAGCAGCUACUGGCUACUUGAGUCCUAUAUCAAGUGAGGCACUCGUUGAUCGAUCAGAUGAACAGAGCUGAUGGACAUUUUAGUGACUCCUGUCAUACAAAUUGAUGUUUACACUAUGGACAUUGAGUUUGCUUAACCAAAGACAAGUUAAGGAAGGCAACAUCAAGUUGAAACCGAGUUUGGUGCACUGGCAGGGAAGCUUAUAGCAGCAUGUCUACUGCGAAUUCGCCUUAACAAGAGAUUUUUUGUGCUAGUCGUUUUGUAGAUAUACAUAUAUAUACACCAUUUUCAUGUCAAGUAUCAACCUUAGCUUCUGGCUGAAUUUUCAUAGUUGUUAGCAUGCAUUUUACAAGCUAGACAACAGAGUUUGUUAAAUAUUUGUCUUAAAGACUUAAAGUGCUCAUUUUUGACGAAAUUAAAGGAUCAAAAUUGCUCAGGAGUAA